GAUGGUAUUGGCCUCCAGGCGGUAUCCCACAGUGCACCACUGUGACCACUCUGGAAAGCAAUCUGAACUCAGAUGCACUGGCCAGGCAGACAGGAAAAGCCCCGCGAACUUUUGAAUUUCAUUUCCUGUUUGGCCAGCGUGGAGAGCUCACCAGCACAGGUAACAAUGCAGUCUCCUGAGAAUCAAAAAAGAGCUCCAGCAUGGACCGCACGGGAGGUACUGGAUCUGAUCACUAUAUGGGGAGAGGAUUCCAUGCUAACAGAACUCCGUUUCAAAAGACUAAAUAAAAAAACCUUUGAAAAAAUUUCCAAGGGCAUGAUGGAGAAAGGCCACACCAGGGACUCAGUGCAGUGCCGUGUGAAAGUUAAGGAGCUCAGACAAGCCUACCAGAAAACCAAAGAAGCAAACGGAAGGUCUGGGGCAGGGCCGAAAACAUGCCGCUUCUACGCUGAGCUGCAUGCAAUUCUAGGGGGGUCCACUACCACUACCCCACCUCUGUCCGUGGAUUCCGAGGUGGUGGUGGUAAUCUCAGCCAUGGCUGAGGAUUCUGUGGACGGGGAAGAUGAGGAAGAAGACGAGGAUGAGCUUGCAGAGAGGACACAGCACUCCGUUCUCCCCAACAGCCAGGAGCUUUUUCUCACCCAGACAGAAUUACCCUCCCAGCCCUCCCAAGCCACUAGCCCAGACAAUGAAGCCAUGGAAGCGACCUCUGCCUCCCUACUCCAUCCCGAAGGCUAUCUCAGAUAAGGCGGAGGAAAAAGAAGACGCGAGACGAAAUGUUCUCGGAAAUCAUGGAAGUAACCCGCAAUGAAAGAACUCAUCUGAAUGAGUGGAAGGACGUGGUAGCAAAAUACAGGAAAGAUGCCAGUGAACGUGAGGACAGGAGGGACCAACGUGAG
This is a messenger RNA of Gopherus flavomarginatus (Mexican gopher tortoise), 899 nucleotides long. RefSeq names its product myb/SANT-like DNA-binding domain-containing protein 2. Lineage: Eukaryota; Metazoa; Chordata; Testudines; Testudinidae. The transcript has 2 exons. The record is from RefSeq and is a predicted model, not a curated record. The coding region runs from base 73 to 747 and encodes 224 amino acids.